Emiliania huxleyi CCMP1516 is the source of this 1158-nucleotide messenger RNA. RefSeq lists its product as hypothetical. Lineage: Eukaryota; Haptophyta; Isochrysidales; Noelaerhabdaceae. Bases 1 to 1158 code for a protein of 385 amino acids. The transcript is spliced from 6 exons. The record is from RefSeq and is a predicted model, not a curated record. Gene Ontology annotation, molecular function: ADP-ribose diphosphatase activity.
AUGUUCCGCCGCAGCAAAUCGCGGUCUGAGUCCCGGCACGACGUGCAGACAGAGGCGCGGCUCCGGAACCACCGCGAGCAAGAGGAGAAGCGGCUGGAGGAGGCGGAAGCAAAGAAGCAACUCCAGCAGAAAGCAGAGAAGCUCGCUAUCAGCGAGCCUAAAUCGAGCUCAGGGUCGCGGCCGCACACGCAGGCCCGCUCUGCCUUCCCAUUCUACCCCGCCCGGGCCGUCGUGGCCGACGAGAAGGUGCCGUGGGCGGUGAAGUGGCCCGACUACUCGCCAACGACGUUCACGGCGCCGCACGUGCUCGCAAACGACAGCACGGUGAAGCCAGGCGGCUGGGCAGACCCCGUGGAUCCGACGAGCGUCGACUGGCCGUGCCGCGCGUCGUACGAAGGCCCGAUCGCCUUUGACGGCCAUCAGCAGCCCCUCAACCCUCGCGGCCGGACGGGGAUGAGCCAGCGCGGCUACCUCGGCAAGUGGGGCGCCAACCACGCCGCCGACCCGAUCGUCACACGCUUCGACCCGGCGAGCGGCCGGCUGCAGGCCACUGCCGUCGCCGCCAUCGUCCGCUCGGAUAACGGCGUCAUCGCCCUGCCGGGCGGCAUGGUGGAUGCGGGCGAGAUCGUCUCGGCGACGGUGCGGCGCGAGUUUGCGGAGGAAGUGCUCAAUCUGCCGAGCGAGGCCCGCGCCGCCAGAGCGCAGCGCUCCGAGGUGACACGGCUGCUCGACCAGCUCUUUGCGGGAGGCGGCGGCGGAAAGGUCGUGUACCGCGGCUACGUCGACGACCCGCGCAACACGGACAACGCUUGCCGCCUCCACCCAGCCCGCCGCCACCCAGCCCGCCGCCACCCAGCCGCCACACCGCAAGAGCGUGCCGCACUCGAGCUCUCGUCACAGGCCUUCCACUUCCAUGCGACCGGGGCGGCGGCGCGGCUGCAGCUCACUGCGGGCGGCGACGCGGCGCGCGCGUUCUGGCUGCCCGUCAGCCCGAGCAGCAAGGAGUACGCGAGCAUGCUGGCAGACCACCGGGCGUGGGUCGACCAGGCCGCACGCACCGCGCGCUCACAGUCACACCCGGAGUGGGAAAGCAGAAACCUGAAACCUGAACCUCGACCUCACCCUAACCUGGACUUGCCCUGCCCUGCCCUGCCCUGA